AUGUCGUUUGUAAAUGAUUCUAGUUCUGUUAGACAUCUUAAGAACUACCUCUCCACCAAAUCAUCUGCAUCCACAAAGGUAGUGGCAAAGAUGGAAAGCUUGGAGUCUCUAGGGAAAUUGGAAGUAAUAAUAGAGGCCUCAGAUGGAAUCAUGGCGGCUCGGGAUGACCUUGGAGUUGAGAUUCCACUUGAACAUAUUCCCAUUUUGCAAGAAGAAAUAGUUCAUCUUUGCGGGCAACUAAACAAGCCAGUAAUUGUAGCUUGUCAACUUCUCGGAUCCAUGGUUGAAUAUUCCACCCCAACACACGCUGAGGUUGCAGAUGUUUCUAAAGUAGUAAAGCAGAAUGCUAAUGCACUGAUGUUGUUUUGUGAGUCAACUAUUGGUUUAUAUGGACAGAAGGCUCUUCAUGUCCUGCAGAUGACCAGUAGUCGAAUGGAAUCCUGGGGUCGUGUGGUUAUUGGUGUCAUUAAGGGUUCAAUUGAUGUUGGAUAUCUACUUAAAUAUAAGGUUGGGGACAAUGGAAAAUUUACCAUUAUUACUUUUGAAAAGUACCUUUCGAUUGCACUAGAUACUCCCAGAGUUGUUGGAGUAUAUCUAGAGAUUAAGAAUCCAAUGAAAUAUGUGGUGAGCAUUGGACCUUGGAAGCAUGUUAAAGAUAAUUAUCUGCAAACACCUACUAAUCUUGUUGCUCAAGUACUCAUCAAUGGUGGGGUUUUUGUGGAACAUGGUGGGGCAGCUAAGACUAGGAAAUUCGUUUUUGACCCUAAUGGUGGGGGUGGGACUUUUGAUAUCAAUUUCUUUACAAUUAAAAAUGGUGUUUUUGGGUCUUUUGCCCCUAAUGACGAAACUCAUCUCAAAGGUGAGGAAUCUUAUUAUAAAAAGAUCAUCAUGGGACCUAUCAAGAAGACUAGGGAAGAUGCCAAACUGGAGAAGAGCCAAAUUGAUGAAAUUUUGAUUAUUGGUUGA
This is a messenger RNA of Carya illinoinensis, 966 nucleotides long. Its product is annotated as pyruvate kinase-like. Gene Ontology annotation, cellular component: cytoplasm. The transcript has 3 exons. Gene Ontology annotation, biological process: glycolytic process. Bases 1 to 966 code for a protein of 321 amino acids. Gene Ontology annotation, molecular function: potassium ion binding; magnesium ion binding; pyruvate kinase activity. The record is from RefSeq and is a predicted model, not a curated record. NCBI's taxonomy places the organism in Eukaryota, Viridiplantae, Streptophyta, Magnoliopsida, Fagales, Juglandaceae.